Messenger RNA from Esox lucius (northern pike), 2574 nucleotides. RefSeq names its product peroxisomal biogenesis factor 12 (gene pex12). Gene Ontology annotation, biological process: protein monoubiquitination; protein import into peroxisome matrix. Gene Ontology annotation, molecular function: zinc ion binding; protein binding; ubiquitin-protein transferase activity. Bases 161 to 1231 code for a protein of 356 amino acids. NCBI's taxonomy places the organism in Eukaryota, Metazoa, Chordata, Actinopteri, Esociformes, Esocidae. The transcript is spliced from 4 exons. Gene Ontology annotation, cellular component: peroxisomal membrane; peroxisomal importomer complex. The record is from RefSeq and is a predicted model, not a curated record.
UUUAUUAUUGCUCACAAGAUGAUGAGUUGUGCAGCGUUGAACUUUGUGUAGGCCUAGUUAGAACUAGAGUUAUAGUCUAACUCAUGUUACUCACCCAUACUUGCGGUCACUGUAACAUUCUAGUUAAACCUGUUGCCAACCGUUUUUGAACUCACCUGCCAUGGCUGAACUUGGUGCACAUUUGACCACUACAGCUACGGAUGAUAGAGCGUCGAUAUUUGAGGUCCUAGCGCAGGACUCCUUGAUGGGUGCUGUCAGACCCGCCUUGCGACACGCUGUGAAGACUCAAGAUCUUUGUGCUGUUCUAGCAGAGUCCAACCCGUCCCGCUAUGGAUUCCUCUGGCGGCGAUUUGAUGAGAUUUACGCCAUUCUUGAUGUAUUGCUGCAGCACCAUUUUCUCUCGCGGACUAGUGCCUCAUUCUCUGAGAACUUUUACAGCCUCAAGCGUGUUGCUGCUACAGGGGGAGAAAGGCCAGCUCACCUAGGUCUACGUGGGAAACACCACUGGUAUUCGCUUAUCCUUCUUGUUCUAGUUCCUUACCUGAGGGACAAGCUGGAACAGGUACUGGCCAAGCAGAGGGACGAGGAUGAUUUCUCCAUCCGCCUACCACAGUCACCCUUGCAAAGGAUGUACAGGGCUUUCCUGGCAGCCUACCCCUAUGUCAGCAUGGGCUGGGAUAGCUGGGCCUUCUGUCAGCAGCUGCUGUAUGUGUUUGGCCGAGCCAAGACCCACUCACCAUUUCUGUGGCUGGCAGGGGUCAGGCUGGCUCACCUUACAGGACAUGACAUCUCAAAUAUGGACCUGAAACCAGCCACCCCUUCCGUGGCCAUAGGCUCAAGUGUUAAUGAGAGGCUGAAGAGGUUGACGUCAACAUUGGUGGGGGGUGCGGCUCUGUCCCUGUCCACAAGUCUCUCCGUGGGCGUGUUUUUCCUGCAAUUUCUCGAGUGGUGGUACUCCUCAGAGAACCAGAGCACCAUCAAGACACUGACCUCUCUCCCCACACCACCCCCUCCCAUUCACCUCCAGGACCAACAGCCACUGACCAGAUACUGCAAAGUAUGUCCACUCUGUCGCAAGGUCCGCAUCAAUGACACGGUCCUCGCCACCUCUGGUUUUGUCUUCUGUUACCGCUGUAUUUAUGUCUACAUUAAAGCCAACCAGAGGUGUCCGAUGACAGGGUACCCAACUGAACUUCAGCACCUCAUCAAGAUUUACUCACCAGAAAGCUAGAUAGAAUGUCAUUUCUGUUCCCUUGAGGGACGUCCACAGUUAUGUCACAAUGACAGUUUAUAAUGGAAUUGAUUUGUUGGUUGUUGACUGUUCAUUCCAAUCAUUUGUAAAUCACUUUAUGGUUCUAUUAUAUCCCUUGCAUCUGUGACCAUUUGACGCUAAAGCAGUUAGGGUAUAUGGCCAGUAUACCACAGCUAAGGGCUCUUAAAAAAGAAUGCUAAUUUAUUCAGCUUCUUUAGCAGUUUUCCAUUGCAAAAAUAAUCUUAAAUUGCUUUGCAUUUAAAAAAAGAGCAUAAAAACAUUUGCUAGUGCUGUACAUUACAGAGGAUGUCUGGACGAUUGUACUGUACAACAAUGAGAGAUCUAAAACAUGCAGGGCAGGGGGGCUCCCAGGAGCAGGGUUGAGAAACACUGAGCUAGACUGUUGUUUUUUUAUCGCAAAUAGACUGAAACACAAUCCAGAAAGAUUCACAUACAGUAGUGUAGCGGAAGGAGGGGUUUGUAAACCGGGGGAGAAGAGCAGGUUGUUCGGUGGCAGGCUGGCAUGCAUUUAAGGUGUGAAAAGAUUUGGUGGAAUCCACAGAAUGAAAAAUGAAUGUAUUACUGGCAGCACGAUCCAAACAAACCAACAGUUAUCUUAGGCUUGCUAGUAUUGUUAGCCAUUUUAGAAAAGCAGAUUUUCCAUCAAAUUGGCAGGCAAAAAACAAAUACUAACUUCAACAUAAUAUAUACCACUUUAGCUAUUAAAAACCAAAAAUAGCUUUUUCAUCCUUGUGCAGGCUGCCUUACCGAGCCAUGGCAACUAUAGAACUACUGUUAUGCAGGAUGCAACACACAGUGCCUGGAUACAGCCCUUAGCUGUGGCAUUUGACUGAACAGCACAAGCCCCAGAGGUGCAUUGAUGGGAACUGGUUACCAAAAUAAAUGCAACAGUAAAAAAAAGUAUUUUUUCAGGGUAAUGUGGAUGUAUCAAGCUUUCAACACCCAGGACCAAAACAAACUGGUUUGAAAUAACCGAUAUACAAGAAUUGCUUAGUGCAAUUGCAAAAUAUUAAAAGGUAUAGCAUUGUGUGAGAAGUAAUAUAACAUUACUAGUCAGUGGCUGCAGAUAUUUUUGUUCUUUUACUAUGUGCAUAUGUAUAUAUCCAGUGCUUGUCACUAGGAUAGCAUUCAAGUGUUUAAUUCAGUUGUAUCUGUUUUGAACUGCAAUUUAAUAAAUAUUAUGACAUUACAUUUGGAGCAUUUUUCAAAUGAUGCUUCUAAUGGAAUAAACUCCAUGAAAUUGUUUGGCAUUUAUUUAGAAAAUAUGACUUAACAUGCAAAUAAAACUGGAUUUUAUUUAA